This is a messenger RNA of Arthroderma uncinatum, 1116 nucleotides long. RefSeq lists its product as uncharacterized. Gene Ontology annotation, biological process: chromatin remodeling. The record is from RefSeq and is a predicted model, not a curated record. The transcript is spliced from 3 exons. NCBI's taxonomy places the organism in Eukaryota, Fungi, Ascomycota, Eurotiomycetes, Onygenales, Arthrodermataceae. The coding region runs from base 1 to 1116 and encodes 371 amino acids. Gene Ontology annotation, cellular component: Ino80 complex; nucleus.
AUGUCGAACGACACCGAGUCCCUCGACAUGACCGAGACACAGAGCAUGCCCGACGUGGACGCUCCCUCGCCGUCGCCAGUGGCCAACCGGCCCUUCAAGUCGUUCAAGCGGAAGUACGGGAAGCAGAAGAUCAAGUUCGAGCUGGCGAUGCGAGACGGCACGGCUCUCGUGCGUGAAGAGAUGAGGAUCCAGGACCUGUCGAAGCGGCUGAGAGAGCAGAACGACCAGCUACUCGAACUGCUACUCGAGUUGAACAACACUGUGCACAUUCCUCGAUCUCUCCGCUACGGCCUCACCAGACAGGAGGACUCGCGGCUACACACGACCAUGUCCGAACCAACCGACUCGAUCCCCGUCAUCGAAUGCGACGCCCAGACUGCCCGCGCCAAACUGAACGAGGCCAAACAGAAGCUUCUGGCGGGCGAGAUGACAGCAGACGAGUGCAGGGAACUCGAGCUGUCCAUGCUGAAAAGCAGUACCUUUGCGCCAUCGACCAGCAUCUCGUCCCUCCUGGCGAGCGUGCCGCAUACCUCACUUUCAAGUGAGGAUUGCCCGGAUAGCGAUAUCGACUCUUCUCUCGGUUAUAUCCAUCCAGAGGACGACCUCGACUACCCGGUCCCCGGCACGGAAGUUCAUAUAGACCUCACCAGUGCCCGCGCCAGCAGCAAGCACUUGUCUCCAGCUGACAGGGAGAAAGCAGCCAUCAUCCGCAACCCUUCGUCCGUGUAUAACUGGCUACGCAAGAACAAACCUCAGGUCCUCACCCAUGACCCCGAAGCUCCUCCUGCCGGCAACUCGGCUUCAGGCACGGCGGCUGGAACGGCUCAGUCAGAGAAGCCGGCUGCAACACCACGGCCGAGCUCCACGCGCACGUCAAAGCGUGCUUCAGCCCAGAUACAGCGAGACGAAGAGGUAUACGACGACGACGGCAUGUUGAUCGAUGUUGCCGAGCCAGCUGCGGCUGCGAGCACAAACAACGCUGCCAGUGGAAGUGCCAGAGGGAAGAGGAAGCGAGACGAGGAUGGCGUCUAUCACCCUAAGGGCGGGAACCGUGGGAAGAAGAAGAAGGAAGACAAGCGCACCAAACGACCGUCUACGGCUUCGGCUGCGGCUUAA